UCGGAGAGAUUUUCUCUCCGCCGAUCUGCGUCCAGUCACGGCGUCUCUGCGGCACACCGAGGCCGGGAAUAGUCCAACUGGAACCAUCCGACGCCUGGACGCCUGGAGUUUAACCGAAUAUAAACCCGCGGAUGGUUUUGUCUCCAGGCGGGGGACCUGGAAACCCGGGCCCGCAGUGGGAUCAGGGAGGAGGCCCCGACGCCCCCUUGUUCUGACCCAGAAAACAGCACCGACGGCCGGGCUGCCUGUCAACUAAAAGGCCGGCUAGCCACUGGCCACAGUGUAGCUCGCAGGGUGGCACCCGAGGAGCACGGUUAACGGGAUAGUUUUUAUCCACUGGGGGCUAUUUUUGUUCAUAUUAUCCAUCAGGAAGGAUUUAUCUGCGAUAAACAUUUUAAACAACGAUCUUCUGGAAAUAGGGGUCUGGCGGCUAGCUAGCUCCGGGCUAGCUGUCCCAGUUAGCUUCUCUCCCCGGCAACUAGGGAGCGGAGGCUCCGGAGCGCACACGGAGGAAUACAGGUGGGUCCUCGGUACUUUCUCAUCAUUUGACGGACCUCAGCGGAGACAUCGAUAAUGGCUGCCUUUUUCAAGGAAAUCGUCAGCAGAAAUAAAAGGAGAUACCAGGAGGACGGCUUCGACCUGGACCUGACCUAUAUUUAUCCAAACAUUAUAGCGAUGGGUUUCCCCGCUGAGCGUCUGGAAGGAGUCUACAGGAACAACAUUGACGAUGUCGUACGGUUUUUAGACUCAAAGCACAAGAAUCACUAUAAGAUCUACAAUCUAUGUGCGGAGCGACAUUACGACACAGCAAAGUUCAACUGUCGAGUUGCUCAGUAUCCAUUCGAGGACCACAACCCCCCUCAGCUGGAGCUGAUAAAGCCGUUCUGUGAGGACUUGGAUCAGUGGCUCAGCGAAGACGAGCAGCACGUCGCCGCCAUCCACUGCAAGGCAGGAAAAGGCCGCACUGGCGUCAUGAUCUGCGCCUACCUGCUGCACCGAGGCAAGUUUCAGGAGGCGCAGGAGGCUCUGGACUUCUACGGAGAGGUCCGCACCCGGGACAAGAAGGGUGUGACUAUCCCCAGUCAGCGGCGCUACGUCAUCUACUACAGCUUCCUGCUGAGGAACCAGCUGCUGUACAAACCUGUCGCUCUUCUCUUCCACAAGAUGCUGUUUGAAACAAUCCCCAUGUUCACUGGAGGAACCUGCAAUCCACAAUUUGUGGUUUACCAGCUGAAGGUAAAGAUCCAUACGUCUAACCCGACCCACACCCGACGGGAAGACAAAUUGAUGCUAUUUGAGUUCCCACAGCCACUUCCUGUCUGUGGAGACAUCAAGGUGGAGUUCUUCCACAAGCAGAACAAGAUGAUGAAGAAGGAAAAGAUGUUCCACUUUUGGGUCAACACCUUCUUCAUCCCUGGGCCGGAGGAGAACCUCGACAAACUGGAGAACGGCAGCGCUGGGACGCUGCGGGAACCGUCCGACAGAACGCACCAGAACCUAGGGAUGAUGAUGGGAGGAGAAACCAACGACAGAGACUACUUGGUUCUCACUCUGACUAAGAAUGACCUGGACAAGGCCAACAAAGACAAGGCAAACAGGAACUUCUCCCCGAACUUCAAGGUGAAACUGUAUUUUACCAAGACAGUUGAGGAAGGAGCUAACUGUGACGCGAGCAGCACGUCGGCCUCAGUGACACCGGACGUCAGCGACAAUGAACCGGAUCACUACCGCUACUCUGACACAACAGACUCGGACCCGGAGAACGAGCCCUUCGAAGAGGACCACCACAAUCAGAUCACAAAAGUCUGACACACACACACACUCUUACACACCUACAGAUAAAUAUGUGCACGCACACACACACACCCACCCAUGCACACACAUGCGCACAUACACACACAGAGUAUGUAUGUAUACAUAGUCAUGACAACGCCCCCCAAACUAAGACUAGCGCGUGGUUAGCUACCGGGGGAUAUAACCGAUGGACCAGAACUGAUCUGUGGACUCUGAAAUCAAAGAGCUCAGAUCAGUAUAUAAGCCCCCCCCCCUCCAAUAUUCUGCUCGAUGCACAGCUGGACAAUCACAUGAUGUGGCGGUCAGAGGUGAGGAGGGCGGGGAUAAACAUGUGGGCGGGGCCGGGCUGGGCAUACGGACGACGAAUGGACAAUAAGACAGAUGAAUGGACAGACAUGAGAUUUUAAAAAAUAAAGGAGUAAAACUUGAAUAUAAACAAACUGAAGGACAAGUAGACUUCUUUAGUGAGUACACCAAGAUGUUUGUUGGAUAAAUCCCCACAAUCCCCAUGUGUCCUUCCUUCCUUCAUGACCAGUUUUAGAAAAGUUUAUGCAGACCAAUCUUAAGUUUUUUCCAUCACUUCCCUCUUCAAUCUUUAGUUUUGUUAAGCUGUUUUGGAGAGUUGACUCUUCUCUCUGUGUCCUUGCAUCAAAAUUUUCAGCUGAAAUUUACAAGCAUUCUUUGGUAGAACUCAGAGCUCACUUUCUGACUGACAGUCUUCUUCUCUUGCGUGGAUCUGUGUAGGAUCUGUGUGUUUUUGAAGGCCAGCUGAGGAUGAUAUCUUUGAAUUUUGGAAAAAUUGAAUCUGUCCUUAUUUAUUGGUGUAAAAUUCAUAUUCUAUAAAUUUGCAGCAUGUUUGUCAAGAGAUCCCCGCUUGUAAAGUUCAACAGGCACAGAAGCUGAAUUUGGACCAUUGAGGGGAAAGUCAUUUUCAGGCUGAGGUCCGGACAAGCAGGUUAAAACUUGCUGAUGUGAAAAAAACACAACAGAGGUGCCAUUGGAUGUUAAUUGUUUCACACAGGUUGUUUUAAAAGUAGUAUAUUCAAACUAGUUUUCCUGAUUAUGUUCUCACCCAAGAAAAUAUAACCCUGGUCUUCACAAAUCCUCCUGACAAUGAAACUGGUCUGGAUCAGUAUCACUUUUGGAGGCAGUUUGGACGAGACUAAACCAGUUUGGACUGUCAGAGUAGGCCCAGACCAGGUUGAACUGGUUAGGGUUGUGUGUAGGCCAGUUUGUACCAAGUCAGUGUGAAUGGGUAAACCUGAGUUGGUUUGGAGAAGUUUGAGUAGUCUUAACUGUUGAAUACACAUUUAUUCUGGCUUUCCUUUAUCUUAAAAAUCUUCUGAGGGUUCACCCUGAUAAUUUUUUGUGUUCUUGACAUUGGAAACUCCUACCAAAGAACUUGUGAGCCCUCCAAACUUUUAGAAUCUUUUUAUCAGUCUUGGCCCUUGUUUGGACCAAGCUGGAUCAGUCUCAUUGCCGGCCUUUACCAAAUGUGGGCCAGUUUUAGCUGGUCUGGACCGGCUUUGAGACGAAGCAGCACACAGAGACAAGUGACAGCCCGUUGUUUGAAUGUGACAAUGGAGAGGAGAAACUUGGAGUAUUCAUAAUCUUCUGCAAUUCUGUCAAUCAUCUACUGUUGAAACACACCUACAGUACAAACCUACUGUGAACAAAUGCUAUUACUACUUUUCUGUCAGUCUCUCUGUCUGUCUGUCUCUGUCAGUUUUGCACAGAAGGAUUCUCUUCAGCCCUUCAUUUAGCUCCUACAGUAACAGAAACCUUAUGUUCGUUAUACUCUGACUUAUAUCACACAUUAAGCUAAACAACAGACAAGCUACACACAGUAUAACCAUUCCUUCAGCCGGCUCUAAACGCCUACGAAGGCUAACACGCCCAUACACAAACUAAAGCAGAAAUGGACGACUCCACAGCGCUUGGUUUUGAUGUGCCUGGGAUGCCAGGUGGGUGGGGUGUGCACUUUAUAAAGGACAGUUCGCUGAAUAUUAAUUGCUUUGUACGUAUAUUCAGGCAAACUCAGUCCAUCCAAGAAAGCCUGUUUGGCUGAUGUUGUGCUGAUUUUUGUGGAAAGACACAGUCCUUUUAUAAAACUGCCGUUUGUGAGGUUUUAGCUCACAGUUUCUCAACCUAGAGGUCAGGACCCAACAUGGAUUUGCGUAAUAUUUAAGAUGGAUAAAGUGAUGUUUGCUUGAUAGAGUUUUAGUAAAGGUAUAUGGUAAGGAUCACUGUCUGGUCCAUUUGGAGCUCACCCUUUGCUCUCAUGAGUAAUGAGAUCACCCGCCAGAAGUUGUUGAGAAACUCUACCAAUGUGCCAGAAGUUUGUUUGAGCAUGUUCUUAAAUCAGCACCACAGCUGCUGACCAAACGGCUUCCAGCAGGUUUCGUGACCACAGUCGGUCUCGAGAGUCAUGAGCUCAGCAUCAGUGUGUCUUAAAUUUCUGACAUUUCAGAAAGGGUGAGGCUAUAUAACUAUUACUCUGUCCAUAGAAUAUUAAUCAUUUUACUCAUUACUACUUGGAGUCAUUUAAGCACUUCGAUUGUUGCAAACUUAAAGUUUUAGGAUCACAUUAGCAUUACAGCAGGUUCAGGACUAUUAUGUCUUGAAUUUACAGAAACAAAUACAUAUUAGGGAUGCUCCAAUUUGUCUUUUUACAUCAUAAGAUUAACGAUAAUGAUGGCAUUCAAGCAAAUGGCUCCAAAACUAAAUCCCAGUUGGUUUGUGUUCUUUCUUAUUGGAUGUUGGGGUUUGCCCUUUCAUGCAACAAGAUAAAAGAGAAUUUUAAAACCUUUUUCUAAGUAAACAGGCUUUUGGACUAUUGUGUGGAUGUACCUUCCUACGUCCACACAGUAAGCUACCUCCUGUUCGGCCGUGCAAAAACUACCAUGAUUGGACUUAAAAUGGCUGGGCCGUGAAGUAUUUCAAGCGUGUGCAGUCAGACAUUGGCAGUAAAAGCACUGUUUGAAGGUUUUGUUUACAUCACCCAAGUUACAGUCAGCUUUUCCAAUCAAGAAACCUAGAAAAUACCUAUGAAGUCAUGUGUACUGAAUAGCAGCCAACUUGCUUAGAAUGCAUUGGAUUGAUUGGAGCACCCCUAAUGAUCAUCUAAAGAAACAUCUGCCUCUAGAUAAAGUGUGGGUAGAAGUUUAAGUCCUGAUGUCUGAUUUCCGUCCUAACAUUUGGUGCUACUACACUGGCUCUGUGUUGGUCCUGUAGGUAUUGAUUGUUCAGGUUGGAAUGGUAUCUAAACUGCAUUUGGUUGCAGUUCCUCUUUUCAACCCUGUAGGACUUGUCAAGAGUCUGAUCACAAUGGAUGUACUCUGGAGAUUUGAAAGCACAAGAUCCUCCAUGAUGCUUUCAUUCUGAGAAGCUGCAAGGGAAGAAGCACUGACAUAGUCUGUGUUAGACCCACCAGAAGAUGCUUAGACACAAGGCAUCUUACACUACCCACCCAACCUUAAAUUCCAUCUUUACAUCAGAUCAGAGUCCAAGAGUCAACGACAAACGGUAGGACACUGAAAGGCCGUGAGGAUCAUGAUGUCCCAGAUGUGUCAAAGAACAGGGUUGACCCCAACAGAACAGGAGACCAAGAGUCUACUCUGGGAUUAAUCUCAAUGUCCAGAGGGCUCUUGUUCAUUCGUAGUAUUUACAUUCCAAGUUUGAAGCUGUUUACUGAGCUUGUCUUGGUGAAGGUGAACAGGAACAACAAUCACAGAGCUAACAGUGAAAGACUUGCUUCAACUUUCAUCUGAUUGGAAAGGAAAGAAAUUGCCUCAGAGGCCUAAGGUGUUUUUCCGCUUGAAAACCCUGUACUUUUUCACAGUGAGGUAUCCUGGUUCCAGACCUCUGAAUUGCUGUAGAGCCACUCUGCAUUUUUUUGGCAGGAUUAAGAAUGGGAAUGCCAUCUUCCUGUGCCAGGACCAGCAAAUUGUCAAGUAUAAACUCAAGCAGAACAGAUGUUCCCAGUUUUCUGUGUUGAAUGAAGAGAAACAAAAUCGACAUUCUUACAUUCUAUCAAAUCAUGAAGACAUGGAUCACAAAAAUAGGACUCAAAACUCCUUGAAGUCAAUGGAACAAUUGGAAAAAGGUGCCUGCCACUGAUAAAACUGCAUCCUGUGUGAUCAAAUCUAAUGGUGUAGCACUCAGGCUCAAUGAAAGCCUCUUGUAGCUUUGUGCUAACAGCUAAUCUGUGCUUUGAACAGCCAUUGUCACACCUGCAGUUCAUCUUGUUGGGUGCUAAGCUAAGCUAAGCUAGGCAGGGCUGAUGCUGAGCCUGUUGUCCAUCUGUGGUGCUCUCUACCAGCCACAAGUGUCCACUCUUGAUCUGUGACACCCAAGCAGCUCUGUUGUCAGUGUGGCGAUCGAACCACAGGCUCUGUUUGUGUAGCCGCUGGCAUUUUACAACAACAACACACUUCCUGUCUUGAGUCUUGUUAGGUGCUGUCAGGCCUAGCCUCACUUCCUGUCAUCAACCCGUUCAGCCAUGACGUGUGUGUAGACUUUUUCACCCAGAAAACAAAACUAACUACUGCAAACUGGUGUGGACUACAGAAACAGAGCCAGCAAACCUGGUUUAAAUUUUCCACAGUAUCACAAUUUGUUAGGUGCAAUAAUGCAAUAAUCAUUAAGGCUUUUUGUACAUUUGUACAUUUUCUUUCAGGAUACUGUUGGAGAUACAAUCAUCUGUCCCUUGCUGGAAAUUUUGCUUCAAAAUGUUAUUACGUACAUGUCCAAUCAGCGUUGAUGGUAAAUGUAGUUAAUUGAAGCAAUAAAUCAGUGUGCGCUAUAUUGACCGAGAAAGCUGAGUUGUCCUGCUCACAAGCCGUGCCGACAGUGCCUACAUGUACCAGGGCGCAGUGCCUGCUAGCUUCUGACGCUAAUAAAAAGUUACACAGCGUUGCCAAGCAAAGGAAUUUGUGCAUUUGACCGUUUCUGUUUUGCAUGUACAAGUAAAUUUAUAUACAGCAGCAACAAAACACAUGCAUACAUAGCUAGCGCUAUCUGACCUAGCGCUGCAGUGUAAAGUUGCACAAAAGCAACAUAAAUUACAUUUACCAGUAUCCAACCUACUACACUCAUUAUUUUGUCGGCUUAACUUUCACACAGGUCCUCUUGACUCAGUAUCACAACAUUGGUUCAACAUUACCCCUGCCAGUUGUGGCGCUAGCCACGUUAGCCGUCGUUGGCUCAAAUAAAUUGGCUGAAUAUCCGAGUCAGCAAAAAUGCUGUAAAAUGUAUCCUCAUCCGUGAUAUCCUGUGAACUCGUACUUGCAUUCACACUGUUGGAAACAUAGCUAUUUGCCCUGCAUGCAUAGAGCAGCAGCUCGCCCCCUGCCUACCCAGAGGCGGAGAGUAGAAAUCCAAGCUCAAAUGUCUCGUGGUUCUUCCUUGACACACACUACGUCACUGCAUGUGUCAAAUGACGGCACUGGUGCCAGAAGAACAACAAUUUUUACAGUAAGAAAAUGUGGCUUUGUCAGUCAAUAAAGCACUGUGGAAUUUAUUGCUUCAGUUGACCUUUAAAGCAAAAUUUGCCUUGAGUGAGGCUGAUUAUAAAGUUCCAUGGUGUGGGUAACUUUAGAAUGUUAAAAAAAUAAUAAUACAGCCACGUAUCCUGCACAUACCGGUUUGCACUGAAUGGGUUUUGGGCAUUUGAGGCCAGGCAGGUGCUUUCCACAUCUCACACUGUUUCAGGUGCUUGACAUUUUUUUUCUUUCGACCAUUUCAUAGUUGUUGGUUGCAGGCAACACAUCCUAGUUCAGCUGUGUCAAAUUCAUCUGGGAGAUCUGGACAGAAAUUGUCAUGUGCAAGUUAACAGAACCAUGUUGCUUCAUAAAGAGGAUUUUCUCCUUAACUCACAUUUAAAUUUGGCAUCAGACAUUUCCUGUAUCUGAAAUUGUUCAACGUUUUUAAACAAAACUUCCAUGAGAUGUUCAGGCUUCCUGCACAGAUCCAGAAAGCCAGAGAGAAAACAGAAAGAGACCUGAAGGCUUUUGUGCUUAUGGAUCUGCACAGAAAAGAGACGGCUACAGAAAUGUGGUGCAGGGAAUCAGUAACAUGUUGAUAUAAAAUCCUGAACAUUAACAUGUCGACGUCCUUGAGUUCAAUGUUAAAGACCAGUGGCUUCAAGGUUGCCAUUAGCAGUGAAAUCAGCCACGUCGCCGCUGAAGUUAAUCACAUCUGGACAUCUGAUCUGGAAUCUGUGAAGGAACCUUGAACUUGGUUUUGGCGUUUUCUGCCUCAUAGAUACCACUCUGAAUGAACUUUGAACCUUAAACAAUCACAAUUAACAGUUUUAUACACGGAAGAAUUCACUCAAACUCCUGGAAUUCCUUCAGCGAGACAGCUUGUUAGUUUGUCUGUUUUAGCUAACCAGACGGCACUUCAGCUCCUUGUGUUUACAUCACCGAACCUGCCAAAAUGAAGCUCAGACUCUGAUGUUUUAUUUUUUACAUGUUUCGUUUGUUGGUUGGUUAGUUCGGAGUUGACAUGGUAGACAUGCGUAGUCUAUGUUAACGUUCUCUCUUCGUUUUGCCUUAAGGUGCGGUCACAUUAACCCUCUGUUCAACGUAGCUGCCCUGCGCUCAGACUCAUAAAAGGCUGUGAUGCCAGGGUAGUCUGGCAGUGUCAUAUUGUACAAAAACAUCACUUAAAUAAUGGAGCGUGCAUUUCAAAACCCAACCAGUGUUUCUAUUGGCUGACCAUGCAAAUUCAUAGGUGGAAGGUGAACUCUCACCUGCGAGCCCGCCAGAGACGGCUGAAGAUCGCGCCAUAACAGGAAAUCAGUUCCUGAAUUUGAAGUGAAUGAGAGACGGAGCAAGUAUUCUCAGGACUGAGUCGUCAUGUGACCGUAUCUUUUGCUUAAAGCCAACAACAGUUUUCUGCUCCUUGAAGGCUCGUCCGCGUGUCAGAGUCGUGUACAUCAGCCACGUCUGUCGCUUUCUGUGACACCUGUUCAGCAAAGAGACACGUUACAGCAGCUGGAUUGGCUCUAUAAUGACAGGUGUGGAAAAACAUUCAGCCCAUCCAGAGUGCUAAUCAUUUCAAAAGGAUCAACACUUAACCGUUCUGUAAGCCCCGCCCCCCUUGGUUACCGUUGCUAACCUGUUGGUCUGUCUGUUCAUUAUCAGUAACAGAUUUAGUGUGAAAAUUCACGGUAAACCACGACACCUGAAGUCCUGACAGAUUUGGGUUUUGCACACAGCUCUGAUGCUCCGGAGUCGUUUCACCUGCAGAAGCUGAGUUUGAGCAGAGCAUUGUUGCGUCGUUCAGUUUCAGGUUUCAGCUCAGUGGUCCACAGUGUUUCUGUUCAUGAUAAUGAUUGUCGUGUUUUUAUUUGUCAGGUAUUGAUUUUGUAAUCAAACGAACAGAAAACUCACCGUAACUUCCGGCCUGUAUCACCACGGAUCACCCCUCCUCUUCCCCGCAGUUCUUUUAUUCUUUCCCUCCAUGUUUUAUAAUGAAAUAAAACACUGUAAAGGUGAAUAAACUAUUUAUAAACA
This is a messenger RNA of Chelmon rostratus (copperband butterflyfish), 9314 nucleotides long. RefSeq names its product phosphatase and tensin homolog B (gene ptenb). Gene Ontology annotation, biological process: phosphatidylinositol dephosphorylation; phosphatidylinositol 3-kinase/protein kinase B signal transduction; negative regulation of cell population proliferation. Bases 574 to 1809 code for a protein of 411 amino acids. The transcript has 9 exons. Gene Ontology annotation, cellular component: cytosol; plasma membrane; nucleus. Gene Ontology annotation, molecular function: inositol-1,3,4,5-tetrakisphosphate 3-phosphatase activity; phosphatidylinositol-3,4,5-trisphosphate 3-phosphatase activity; protein tyrosine phosphatase activity. Lineage: Eukaryota; Metazoa; Chordata; Actinopteri; Chaetodontiformes; Chaetodontidae. The record is from RefSeq and is a predicted model, not a curated record.